CACCAUGGCCAGAAUGAUGUUUCUUCUUGCUCUCCUCACUUAUGGCUCAGGGGUGAAUUCUCAGACUGUGGUGACCCAGGAGCCAUCAUUGUCGGUUUCUCCAGGAGGGACAGUAACACUCACCUGUGGCCUUAAUUCUGGAUCAGUGUCUACAAGUAACUACCCUAGCUGGUAUCAGCAGAUCCCAGGCCAAGCUCCCUACACACUUAUCUAUAACACAAACAUGCCAUCUGGGGUCCCUGAUUGCUUCUCUGGUGCCACCACAGGGAAUAAAGCCUCCCUCACCAUCACUGGGGCUAAGAUGGAGGAUGAUGCUGAUUAUUACUGUGCACUGGAUAUAGGAAGUUACAUUUACUCUACUUUUAUCAUGGCCUGGUCCUCUGUUCUCAUUGCUCUCCUUACGUACUGCACAGCCUCUUGGGCACAGUCUGUACUGACCCAAACACCCUCAGUGUCUGGUAACCUUGGACAGAGUGUCUCCAUCUCAUGCACUGGAAGUAGCAGCAACAUUGGUGGCUAUAAUGUGCACUGGUACCAACAGCUCCCAGGAACAUCUCCUAAACUCAUCAUCUAUGAGGAUAGCAAGAGAUCCUCUGGGGUCCCUGAUCGCUUCUCUGGCUCCAAGUCUGGCAACUCAGUCACCCUGACCAUUGCUGGGCUUCAGUCUGAGGAUGAGGCUGAUUAUUACUGUCAUUCCUAUGAUAAUGGCCUUGAUGGAGAUGUGAGGGGAUCAGGUGCAAUACAGAUAAAAUAUUAA
This is a messenger RNA of Castor canadensis (American beaver), 757 nucleotides long. The record is from RefSeq and is a predicted model, not a curated record. NCBI's taxonomy places the organism in Eukaryota, Metazoa, Chordata, Mammalia, Rodentia, Castoridae.